This is a messenger RNA of Neltuma alba, 1359 nucleotides long. RefSeq names its product ATP-dependent DNA helicase PIF1-like. The record is from RefSeq and is a predicted model, not a curated record. Lineage: Eukaryota; Viridiplantae; Streptophyta; Magnoliopsida; Fabales; Fabaceae. The transcript is spliced from 2 exons. Gene Ontology annotation, biological process: telomere maintenance; DNA repair. Bases 1 to 1359 code for a protein of 452 amino acids. Gene Ontology annotation, molecular function: DNA helicase activity.
AUGCUGUGUAUUUGCCGUUUUAGAUGGAAGACAUUCCUAUGGAAUGCAUUGGCAUCAUCGUUACGAGCACAAAGCAAAAUUGUACUUACUGUUGCAUCAAGUGGUAUUGCUGCUACAUUACUACCUUCUGGAAGGACAGCUCACUCGAGGUUUGCAAUCCCUAUUCAAGUUAAUGAAACCUCAAUGUGCUUUAUUAGUCAGGGUUCUCCGUUGGCAAAAUUACUUGAAUGCACUAAGCUCAUUAUUUGGGAUGAAGCUCCGAUGGUGCAACGUUAUUGCAUUGAAGCAUUUGAUCGUUCACUGAAGGAUCUAAUGCAUUCAAAUCUUCCAUUUGGAGGGAAAUGCAUAAUAAUGGGAGGUGAUUUUCGUCAAAUACUUCCUGUGGUUCCAAAAGGUUCAAGAGCAAGUGUCGUUAAUGCAUGUAUAUGUUCCUCAUAUUUGUGGAGUAGUUGUACCAUUUUCACCUUAACAAAAAACAUGCGAUUGACAUCAUUGGGAAGUGAAGAAGAUAAGAAGAAACUAGAGUGGUUUUCCAAAUGGCUAUUAGAUGUUGGUGAUGGCAAGUUAGGGGAGCCAAAUGACGGUACUACUGACAUUGAAGUGCCUAAAGCACUGUUAGUGAAUGAUUAUGAAGAUCCAAUUGAAGGUAUUGUCUCAGUAAUUUAUGGUGAUGUCAUUGCAAACCUGUCAAACAACGAAUACUUCAAUGAUAGGGCUAUACUUGCACCAACAAUCGAAAUGGUUGACAAGAUUAACCAAUACAUGUGCUCUCUUUUGCCCGGUGAAGCCCAUGAGUUCUUCAGUUCGGAUUCAGUGUGCCAGGCUUCGAAUCAAAGUGACAGCUUUGACAAUCUAUACACUACUGAAUUUCUGAACACUAUUAGUAGCUCUGGAUUGCCACCACAUAAGCUAAUGUUGAAAGUUGGAUCACCAAUUAUGUUGCUGAGGAAUAUAGAUCAAGCAGAAGGACUAUGUAAUGGUACACGACUUCGUAUUACAAAGCUAGGCAAGACUGUUAUUGAGGCAAUUACAUUGAAUGGUUCAAAACCAAAUCAAAAGGUUUUGAUUCAUCGAAUGGACAUGAACCCAUCAGAAAGUAAAUGGCCUUUCAAGAUGAAGAGAAGACAGUUCCCUAUUACUUUGUCCUUUGCAAUGACCAUCAAUAAGAGUCAAGGUCAGUCAUUACGUUAUGUUGGAGUAUACUUACAAAAGCCUGUGUUCACUCAUGGUCAACUAUAUGUGGCACUAUCAAGAGUCAAAUGCAUGGAUGGUUUGAAAAUUGUUCUUCCAAGGAGUGCAUCUACAAGUGAGAAGACCACCAAAAACGUUGUGUAUAAGGAGAUAUUUAGCAACUUAUAA